AUGCGACCAGCACCUGGCCAGAACUACCCACGAACCGGAUUCCCGUUAGAAGGUAACCGUACAGAUGAUGGCUCGGAAGUGGAGUCAGAGCCAGACCUGCCCCUGAAAAGGAAACAGAGACGCAGCCGUACCACCUUCACGGCGGAGCAGCUGGAGGAGCUUGAGAAGGCCUUUGAGAGGACACACUACCCCGACAUCUACACUAGAGAGGAGCUCGCACAGAGGGCCAAACUGACCGAGGCUCGUGUACAGGAGCUAGCCCCAGGCCGCUACAGAGAGAAUAAGGCGGACGUGCUAGAGCAAGGUAACCGUACAGAUGAUGGCUCGGAAGUGGAGUCAGAGCCAGACCUGCCCCUGAAAAGGAAACAGAGACGCAGCCGUACCACCUUCACAGCAGAGCAGCUGGAGGAGCUCGAGAAGGCCUUUGAGAGGACGCACUACCCCGACAUCUACACUAGAGAGGAGCUUGCACAGAGGACCAAACUGACCGAGGCUCGUGUACAGGUCUGGUUUAGCAACCGAAGAGCAAGGUGGCGCAAACAAGCAGGAGCAAAUCAGCUGGCAGCAUUCAACCACUUGUUGCCUGGAGGGUUUCCACCAACUGGCAUGCCAACCUUACCCACCUAUCAGCUUCCAGAGUCAGCGUAUCCCAGCACCACUCUCUCGCAAGAUGGCAGCAGUACAUUGCACCGGCCGCAGCCUCUGCCGCCUUCCUCCAUGCACCAGGGCGGACUCUCGGCCGACAGUAGCUCCGCCUAUGGCCUCUCAUCCAACCGCCACACCUUCUCCAGCUAUUCAGAGACUUUUAUGAGCCCGUCAGCUACAAGCAACCACAUGAAUCCCGUGAGCAACGGCCUUUCGCCACAGGUGAUGAGUAUUUUGAGUAACCCCAGCGCCGUCCCGUCCCAGCCUCAGCACGAUUUCUCCAUCUCUCCUCUCCACGGCAGUCUGGAGGCGUCUAACCCCAUC
Sinocyclocheilus grahami is the source of this 969-nucleotide messenger RNA. RefSeq names its product paired box protein Pax-7-like. The transcript has 7 exons. The record is from RefSeq and is a predicted model, not a curated record. Gene Ontology annotation, molecular function: RNA polymerase II transcription regulatory region sequence-specific DNA binding; DNA-binding transcription factor activity, RNA polymerase II-specific. Gene Ontology annotation, biological process: regulation of transcription by RNA polymerase II. NCBI's taxonomy places the organism in Eukaryota, Metazoa, Chordata, Actinopteri, Cypriniformes, Cyprinidae. The annotation marks the transcript as partial.